ACCUGUUUCUGUGUUCCUGUCGUUUUCGUAAUGUCAAAAUGGCCGAAUAUCUUUCUUAUUUCUAGUAGAAUUUAGGAAAAGUUUUUCUGACAGGGUUUUUGUUAGUUACUCUAAAUCUACCAUGAGUGAAAAUGCUAGUGAGAAUUGUCCUGAUGAAAAGCCGGUUGUUAUACAUAGUGAAGAUGUUAUAUUCCCGCCUUUCCCAGAACCAACUGAUGAUGAUUUUGAUGAUGACAUUGCUGAAGAGGAAAGGAAUUAUUAUAAAGAAAAGUACAAAGAUUUGAACAUGAUAAAAACUCAAAGAUUGCAUUGUUCUGCAUGCGAUCGUCAUCUAGGUUGUGCGGCACGCAAUGAGAGCCGCAUGCGUCCUCAUCCUAUGCUCAGAACUCUUGUUUGCCACACAUGCCACAAUUUUUACAAUAGCGGAGAGUUUGAAAAGGGUGAUGAUGGAUCAGAACUCUACUGUCGUUGGUGUGGUCAAGGUGGACAAGUGUACUGCUGUUCUGAUUGCCCUCAUGUGUUUUGUGCGAGAUGUAUCAGAAGAAACUUAGGUACACCUAAAAUAAAAGAAAUAGAACAAACUGAAGAUUGGAAAUGUUUUAAAUGUAACUCAAAGUGUCUGUGGGAUAUACGCGCUAUGUGCUGGGCAGUGUUGCGCUACUGUGAUCAGAAAAAUAAAAUUGCCUACAACACUCAAGAUCCUGAAAAAAAGGACUUAUAUCAGAAGGAUUGUGCGAUAGACCACACAGAAUGUUGCAAAAAUAAAAGUAAAAAAAAAGAACUGAGAAAGAGAGAACCUGAAAAUACCCCAAAAAAAUCAACUGCAUCUAUAAUAUCUAAAAUUUCCCCAGCUAUUCAGGUUAAAAAGUUUGCUUCUAUUGUUCCUGAUGAAAAACCUGAUAAAAAGCCACAAAAAAGGUCUGCUAGCCCCAAACAGAAACCCAUAUUAAUAAAAAAUCCUAUUCCUAUGCCUGCGCCUACUAUGAGCCCAGUAAUACCUAAUCAGCAAGCUAAAAAAAUAAGGAUGACACCUCCGACUUUAAUAGGUCCUCCAAGAUUUCCAAGUGAGAAAAAAUUAAACCCAAUUUAUAUACCUCGCUUCAAAGCUCAUAGACCACCAAUACCGAUACGUCCACAUUAUAAUGGCAGCUUCAAUAAUUCUUACAGCAGUGUUGCAUCAAAUGACAACAUUAACUUGUCACUGGAUAAUUUGACACAGGGCUUAGAUAUGGCAGCCGUAGCAGCGAUGUCCACUUCUAAUCAAGACGACGACGUAGUCUGCACUCCGGAUUUACCAUUAGAACCGAUGUGCGAGGUAACAGAAGAUAAUGUUGACGACGAUGUCCAGUGUAUAACUCCCGGUCCGAUCACAGCGCCCAAGGCGUCGUCUAUGCCGCCACUCGUAUCCCGCGCGGGAACAACUCUACCGGAAUUAACUCCAGAAAACAUCGUUCAGAUGACGGAAAACGACGUCACUGUAAACGCAUCUACGGGUGGUUUGAAAUUCCGAGUCGAUCCGCAAACCUUGUCAUCCAACAAGAUGUAUCGGCUACCGGAUGGCCGCAUUUUUGCGAUUAACGCAAAUCCCGCAAUGCCCGGAGGAUACUCUGCGACCAUCGUAGCGAUUACUGAAAACACACCCCAAAGCAAGGCCUCUAAAGGCGCGACGUUCGCGGCAAAGCUCAGCGCAGUCACCACAGGGCCCCCCAACACGCCGCCCAUAGUCAACACAUACAGCUCGAGGAACUCACGUUCGCAUAAAAAACGCAAACCAGAACUUAUACACACAAAUGUAAGCAGCGGUAAAACCAACAGGCGAUCAGAAUCAUCUGUCAGAGAAUGCGAUCUGAAAGUACCGAUUGAAUGGUACAGAUACAAUCUGAUCGAUGCCGUUGAUGCUCUGGAGUACUCCUUGUCACGACUUCAUAAAUUGAAAAGAGAAGCGACGACCGUGUACUUAAGAACGAGAACUGUUAAUGAAAUGAGAAAUCUUCAUAGAACGUUGGAUAGAUUACUAAACACUUCGGUGAAUAGGUUUAAUGAAGUGCGACAGAAUGUCAAUAAAGAAAUGAAACAGUAUGUUGCAAAGAAAAAGUCCCCAGCUAGUAAUAGGAUCGCUAACAAUACGAGCGAGGAGGAUGACGAUGUAGAAAUAUUACCAGAUUUAGAUGACAACGAUGACGACCCCAUUUUCAUUGAUGAAAAUUCUUCAGACUCAAACGAAAAUCACGAAGUUGAUCUAACGGGAGCUAACAGUGACAACAGUCCUGAUAAAGCGGCCAAUAGAAAGGACACGGAUUCUAAUAUAACGGAUCAAUGUCACGAUAAUAAUGUUGAUUCGAGUGGCGUCGGCAACGUUGACGAAGCAAACUUUAACGCGUUGCAUAACGAUAAAGAUGAAAAGGACGGUGAAAAUAUUGAAGAUGAGGAGGCUAAGAAUGAGAAGGCUAGUAAUGAUCACGUGAAGAAUGAAGAAAAGGAGGAAGACCUGAAUGGUGAAUCGGAUUCGGAGUGUAAGUCUUCUAAAUAUAAAGAAGACAAAAUGAAUGAGGAUGGAAAGGAACAUAAUAAAAAUUCAACAAACAAUUCAGAUAUUAGCGGCGGUGAUGAAGAUUUAGAUAAAAAUAGUAGUAACGAUACCGGUAUGUUAGAUGAUACAGACGAAGCUAUUGCAGUGGAAAAACUUGAGGAAUAGAGAGUACUUUACAUACUUUGUACUAUAUUUUACUUGUAAGUAAGUUAAUACAAUUUGAUUAAAGGGAAGGCUCGUGUCUUGUAGAGUGAGCCUUGAAUAAGUUAAUUAAGUCUUGUAUAGUUGCUUUUCUAGAUUGAAAUUAAAAUUUAAAAAUGGUACUGAAAAUCUUUAUAGUACAUUUUAUGUUUUCGAAUGCACUUACAUUUAUUUCCCGAAUUUUUAUUUUUGUUACUUGAAGAAAAAUUUCAAUAUGAAGAUGUUGUAUUUACUUACCAGUUUAUUCAAUUAUACUAAGUAUGUUUAGAAAUAAACUUUUUUAUGUUCUGUUUGAUUGUUGUCAGGAAUAAACAUUAAGAUGAGAA
This is a messenger RNA of Papilio polytes (common Mormon), 3057 nucleotides long. RefSeq lists its product as uncharacterized. Bases 122 to 2695 code for a protein of 857 amino acids. NCBI's taxonomy places the organism in Eukaryota, Metazoa, Arthropoda, Insecta, Lepidoptera, Papilionidae. The transcript has 10 exons. The record is from RefSeq and is a predicted model, not a curated record.